AUGCCUCUGCCCCUGGGCCGUCUCGCCUGCCUGUACCUGCUGCUCCUGCUCCUGCCCGUGCAGGAGUCUCACCAGACAGCGGCCGACUUCCGCCUCUACGUGGAGAACCACACACGGCCCCUGGACGAGGUGAGCCACCGGCAUGUCCGCGUCUACCAGCUGUACAGCCGCAGCAGCAGCGGGCACCUGCAGGUCCUCGGCAAGCAGGUCCGUGCCAACGGCGAGGACGGCAACAAAUACGCGCUGCUGGCCGUGGAGAGCGACACCUUUGGGAGCCACGUUCGCAUCAAGGGCAAGGAGACGGGCUACUACGUCUGCAUGGACAGGAGAGGGAAGGUGCUGGGCAAGCUGGACGGGCGGAGCCGGGGCUGUGUCUUCGUGGAAGAAGUCCUGGAGAACAACUUCACGGCCUUCAUGUCGGCCGGGCACCGGGGCUGGUUCCUGGGCUUCACCCACAAGGGGCGGGCACAGAGGGGGCCGCGCACCCACCGGACCCAGCGCGAAGGGCACUUCAUGAAGAGGCCCCCCAAGGGCACAGGGGGCGAGGGGCAGAGCCCAUUCCGCUUCACCGCCCUCACCCCGCGGACUAAGCGGGCCCUGGGGCCCUAG
Messenger RNA from Emys orbicularis (European pond turtle), 609 nucleotides. RefSeq names its product fibroblast growth factor 18-like. The record is from RefSeq and is a predicted model, not a curated record. NCBI's taxonomy places the organism in Eukaryota, Metazoa, Chordata, Testudines, Emydidae. The coding region runs from base 1 to 609 and encodes 202 amino acids. Gene Ontology annotation, molecular function: fibroblast growth factor receptor binding; growth factor activity. The transcript has 5 exons. Gene Ontology annotation, cellular component: cytoplasm. Gene Ontology annotation, biological process: positive regulation of protein phosphorylation; embryonic heart tube development; regulation of cell migration.